Messenger RNA from Acanthaster planci (crown-of-thorns starfish), 1863 nucleotides. RefSeq lists its product as uncharacterized. The record is from RefSeq and is a predicted model, not a curated record. Lineage: Eukaryota; Metazoa; Echinodermata; Asteroidea; Valvatida; Acanthasteridae. Gene Ontology annotation, biological process: regulation of DNA-templated transcription. Gene Ontology annotation, molecular function: DNA-binding transcription factor activity, RNA polymerase II-specific; RNA polymerase II cis-regulatory region sequence-specific DNA binding.
GAACGCCCUCAAUGCUACUUCAGGGAUUAAGCCUGUCAGGGCUCCGCGCUGAGCUAGCUAGGUCCUUGUCGAGAUGGAACUGGAAGAGUUAUCCCAGAAAAAGCCUGUCCAAGCUGACCCAAAUGUUUUCGUCUGUGGGAAAUGUAAGGAAGAAUGGGACACUCUAACCGCAUAUCUGAAGCAUCGAGCAAACCAUGCAGGUGAGAGCAGCAAUAUUUGCUGUGAACUAUGCCAAGCAGCUUCAUCUUGCAAGGAUGCAGUCUUGGAACAUUACACAAGUUAUCAUCAAAUUAUCUUUGAUAAAGGAGAUGAUAGAGGGGAGAGUAAUUCUUACAGAGUCCUGGAGGUUGGGGAGACUGAGGGUGAGAUUAUCGCUGUCAUAGCAGACCCUGAUGCUCAGCACAUGGAUGAGGAAGCAGAGAAAGUCUAUGAAGAGUUAGUCAAAAAAAAGCUGCCUAAAUUGGCUACGGAUGAAUUCCUGCGAGACGGUAUCAACUACAAGUUUGCAAUGGAGGUGGUCAAGGUUGAAGGGGCAAAGUUCAGUUACGGUAAAACUGUGCUCAGCUGUUUAUUUUGCCCUCUACAGGCUAACGACAUUAUGGUGCUGUCAAAGCACAUGUUCAACACCCACAAGAAAUUUGUGAAUAACUUAAGAGUAGAAGAAUAUGAAAAGACUUUCUUGGAGGAACAGCGGAAAACAAGAGGGAAGAAGUACGGUGGACAGUUGCUGAGUUUAAGCAAGUAUUGGGAGUGUCUGGAGUCUAGGCCUCAGCAGCGAAAGUGCCGGGCUAGGCUUAAAAACAAACGAAAGUUGCAGCCAGACACUUUUCCUUGUCAGACGUGCGGCAAGGUGUUCAAGCAAGCCCGACUGAGACGGGUCCACAUGGAGACCCACCGGACCGAGAAAAACUUCCUGUGUGAUGAAUGCGGCAAAGCCUUUAAGUCCCGCACCCGGCUGAUGGCUCACAGAAAGUCCCACCGGGAAAAGAUCUUCAAGUGUCAACAGUGCGACUUUCAAUCCAAGUUACAUAGUGCUAUCCAUGCUCAUCGACAGGUGCAUAGCCAAGGUUGUGUGCUGUGUCACAUCUGUGGCUCGGCCUACACGGACCGCUCCACGCUCACGAAGCACAUGGCCGUCCACUCCAUGGAUCGCCCCUACCCCUGUACCUUCGCUGGCUGUACCUGGCGUUUUAAGACAGAGACACAAUGCAGGGCUCACUACCGCGCCCACACCAGCAAAGGACAGUAUAAAUGUGAGGUUUGCCAGUAUCUAUUCCGCCACAAACACCAUCUCCAAAGACACCUAGUCUCAGUACACAGGAUACAGGUUAUUAAGCAUCAACAACUCAGACCCAACAUUGGUAUUCUCCCAGCCAAUGAGGCUCCUACAGUUCCUCUGGAGGGCGGGGCUAGUGACAUUCAAAUGAUCCAGGUGGUACUUAAUCAGCAGGUUCACCAAGAGGUCGUUAACGCAGACAUGCAGGGUAUUCAAGUCUACAAAUUGUUUACCGCUUGAUGCCGAUGAUGUAACUAACACAUCAGUGACAAGUGACAACAUAGCUGUACAUGUACAUGUUUGUCCGUCGCUGAAACUAAAUAGAAAGUUCAAUUUUUUGGUAAUUCCUUGAAUGCCUGCCAAUUUUGUCUCUAUCAUUUCAGGUUUUAUGCAUGUUCUUUAACCCUAACACUCCCAAAUCCUCCCAUUUCAACACGUUUUUACAUACACCCUAGGGGGUUAGGGUUAAAGUUGAUUUUAUUUUUGAACUAGUUAUUCUAACUUUCUUUCAGGCCGUAUGGAAGGGUUAGACAAAUCAUCAACAUUAACAAUCCAGGAGGCAUAAAAGAACCUUCUGGCAUAAAAGG